UCCAUGAGCAAUCCGAGAGUCCGCGACAUCGCGAAUGUCCACAAGGCAAUCAACAUGGCCAAGGACGACAGCGAGUUCGAGGUCACAUUCACGUCCGCCCCCGACUGGGACAAUGCGAUCGCCUUCGGUUGCGGCGACAGUCUGGCUGACCCGCUACUGGGCGACGAGCUUGCGCUUGUCCACAUCUGUGCCACCAUCAAGCGAGUUCGCCGUGGAUCUCUACCUGCAGAGCGCAAUGGAUUCGUGACGGCGGCCGAGAGCGCGGAGUUCGCCAAGCACGUUUUUGCAGAGAUCCUGGGCGCCAAGUUCGACCCGUUCGUGGACAGCAAGGAGAUCGCAGCAUUGGCGGACGCGGGUGGUCUUUCAUCGAGCUUCGAGAAGGACGGAGGGCAACUUAAGGACAAGAGGGUCCGCAUCCUGAUGGCCCGGAUUCGCGAGUUCAUGGGUCAUGCCCGCGUCGGCGCGGACGAUCGUGACAGGGUCGAUUGGCAGUUUAGCGCCAGGUGGAUUGAUGCCAAGCUGAUGCUGUUCGACGCGCCGCUCACCAAGACGGAGUCCGAGCGCGGCGACCCACUCGAGCGCAUGGCGAAGAGCAGCUGGUGCUUGGCGCCGACCGACGGGAUGCUAGGGCGCAAGAAGGCUAUUGGCGAG
This is a messenger RNA of Prorocentrum cordatum, 651 nucleotides long. Lineage: Eukaryota; Dinophyceae; Prorocentrales; Prorocentraceae. The record is from the annotation of a GenBank genome assembly.